This is a messenger RNA of Diabrotica balteata, 1312 nucleotides long. The record is from the annotation of a GenBank genome assembly. Lineage: Eukaryota; Metazoa; Arthropoda; Insecta; Coleoptera; Chrysomelidae.
AAUGGUAAAAUAAAAGUGAAGUUGUGUUGUCAUAUGCUUUUGAUAAUUAAUAUAUUUAUAUUAUUUAAUUAUUAACAAGUUGUCCUAAAGAUUUGAAUAUCUUUAUUAACAGUUAUUAUUACGACAUAGUGCGAAUUUUGUAACUGAUAAAGAAACUGUUAACAAAUAUUUCAGACACAUUCCUCACCAUGUAUUGGAAUUAAACUUUCUCUUCGCCGAAUUAAAUUACACGUAGAAUAUUGAAUUAAUCUGUAUUAAAUUACCAAAAUUAAGGAAUACAGUUACGGAUUUAAAUAUGUCAAGGAAACCUAACAGCGCAACAGCUAGGUUAAAACAAGAUUAUCUUAGAUUAAAGAGAGAUCCUGUUCCAUACAUAACUGCCGAGCCUCUUCCAAGCAAUAUAUUAGAAUGGCACUAUGUAGUCUGUGGUCCUGAAAAAUCCUCUUAUGAAGGUGGAUAUUAUCAUGGAAAACUGGUUUUUCCUAGAGAAUUCCCCUUUAAACCUCCAUCAAUAUACAUGAUUACCCCUAAUGGAAGGUUCAAAACGAACAAAAAGCUCUGCUUGAGCAUUUCAGACUUCCAUCCAGAUACCUGGAAUCCAGCCUGGAGUGUAUCUACCAUUUUAACAGGUCUAUUAAGUUUUAUGCUUGAAAAGAGUCCUACUUUAGGAAGUAUAGAAACCACAGAUUAUGACAAAAGACAAUUUGCUUAUCAAUCUUUGGAGUUUAAUUUGAAAGACAAGUAUUUCUGUGAUUUGUUUCCUGAUAUUGUCGCUCAAAUGCAAGCUGAAGUAGCUGAAAGAAAUGCCAAUCAAAACCUCAAUUUUGAAAAUCAAAAGAAUCUACAGACAGUGGAACAACCCAGUAGCUUCCAGUCUUGUAUCACUAAUUUAUGUGUCAUCAUAGGCUUUGCAGCAUUUGCUUUUACAGUCAAAUAUGUCAUGAAAACAACUGCUUCGGAAGCGGAAUGACUUUGAUUUUAAUUUUUGUUAUUUUCAUUGUAAGAAAAGGAAAUUGCAGAGUGUAAUAUAAAUAAUUCCAGUCAAGGGCGAGGGGAUGAGUACAUUAGUUCAGAACUAUAAAGAAUAACAAAAAAAAUGUUUCCUUUACAUUUAUUUGAUCAAUAUUGGUUUUUUUAAUAAGUAAAUAUGUGUCUGGAAUAUAAUACCUUUGUGCUUUCAAUGCCCAGAUAUUUCUUUAUAUUACACUGUGCAUCCUAUAUUAACUAUAAUUUGUUAUGCUGUGAAAAGAAAGUUAUAAGAGUAUUAUUUUUUGUAUAAAAUAUUUGGAUUAAUAGAAAAAUUGCUAAUGAG